Messenger RNA from Ictalurus punctatus (channel catfish), 3621 nucleotides. Its product is annotated as E3 ubiquitin-protein ligase TRIM39. The transcript has 12 exons. The record is from RefSeq and is a predicted model, not a curated record. Gene Ontology annotation, molecular function: zinc ion binding; protein binding. NCBI's taxonomy places the organism in Eukaryota, Metazoa, Chordata, Actinopteri, Siluriformes, Ictaluridae. The coding region runs from base 261 to 2810 and encodes 849 amino acids.
AUACUACUGCUACUAAUAUAAUAGGCUAAUAAUGAUGAUUGUACUUAAAAUAAAAUGAUACAAAGUUCUAAAUUUCUUCAGGUAAACCCCCUGCACUCGGCUGAUGGUGGGAGGGACUUGAUUCUGCAUUUCAGACGAAACGAAAGUUAAAAGUAAGGCGGGAAACUACCAAAACAUUUCUCCCAGCGUGAAGCUCCUGCAGGCUUUCUCUGAGGAAUUAAAACCACAGCAGAUCCUUGUCCGUGUCUCGUCUGUCAGUCAUGGCUUCCUCCAGUAGUGUGCUAUCUGAAGAUGAGCUGCAGUGCUCCAUCUGUCUGGAUGUGUUCACCGAUCCAGUCUCUACUCCAUGUGGACACAACUUCUGUAAGGUCUGUCUUAGAAAAUACUGGGACACUAGUUCACACUGCCGGUGUCCAUUGUGUAAAGAGGAUUUCCACAAUAGACCCGAGCUUCGUGUGAAUACGUUCAUCUCUGGACUGGCUGCUCAGUUUAAGAAGUCAGUUCAGGUGAAAUCCAGCAUCGCUGCAGAUCCGCUUCUCUCCAUGACUGAAAAGGUUCUGUGUGACUCCUGCAUUGGGGAAAAGCUGGAAGCUGUAAAGUCCUGUCUGCACUGUGGGGUUUCUCUCUGUAGCGCUCACCUGCUGUUUCAUAAAACUACAGCAAAAUUCAAAAGGCACAAACUGAUCGACCCUGUGGAGAACCUGGAGGACUACAUCUGUCAGAAACAUGAGAGACCCCUGGAGCUGUUCUGUAGAGACGACCAGACGUGUGUGUGUCAGUUCUGCACGGAAGGAGAACACAAAACUCACAACAUUGUUCCUAUAGAGGAGGAGAGUGUCGUGAAGAAAUGUCAGCUGGGGGAGACGCAGGCAGCAUUUCAGCAGAUGAUCCAGAAGCGACUAAAGAAGAUAAAAGAAGUCAAAGAAUCUGAAAAACUCAAUAAGAUGAAUACAGAGAAGGAGAAAGCAGAAAGCAUGGCUGUGUUCAGUGCUCUGAUGCGCUGCAUUGAGAAAAGCCAGGCUGAGAUGCUUAAGGUGAUAGACGAGGAGCAGAAAGCAGCAGAGAUGCAGGCUGAAGAGUUCAUUAAACAUCUGCAGUAUGAAAUCACUGAGCUAAAGAGGAGAAACACUGAGCUGGAGCAGAUCUCACGCACCGAGGAUCACCUCCACCUCCUACAGAUUUACCCGACACUGUGCAGCCCUCCACGCACAAAGUACUGGGCUGACGUCACAAUUAACUCUUAUCUGUGUCUGGAGACUCUGAGGACUCAGCUUCAGGAGUCUCUCAAUGAAGAAAUGGAGAAGUUCCCUGAGAUUAAACUAAAGAGCAUUCAACGCUAUGCAGUGGCGGUGACUCUGGAUCCUAAUACAGCGAAUUUUUACCUCGUGUUGUCUGACGAUGGGAAACAAGUUAGAUGUGGACAAAACCGACACAGACUACGUGAUAAUGCAGAGAGGUUUAAUUACUGCGCCUGUGUGCUGGGAAAGGAGAGAUUCCCCUCAGGCAAAUUUUACUAUGAGGUAGAGGUCAGAGGGAAGACGGAGUGGGAUUUAGGUGUGGCCAGGAAGUCUGUUAACAGGAAAGGAACAAUUACACUCACACCUGAGAACGGUUUCUGGAGUGUACUGCUGAGAAAUGGGACAGAAUAUAAGGCUGGUGAACGUCCCCUUGUUCCUCUCUCCUUGAAGCAGGCUCCCCAGAAGGUAGGGGUGUUUGUUGAUUAUGAGGAGGGUCUGGUCUCGUUCUACGAUGUUGACGCCAAGUCUCACAUCUACUCUUUCACGGAUCAAUGUUUUUUUGAGGAUCUCUAUCCAUACUUCAGCCCUGGCCACAGUUAUGUAGGUGAAAACUCAGCACCAUUGUUCCUUAUAAAACUGAAGUUGAUGUUAAAAACACAAACUGAUUUAUUCUGUGAUUCAGAGCACUACUCUGUCAGAAACAUGGGAGCUCCCUGGAGCUGUUCUGUAGAGACAAAUGAACCUGGAUUUGUCAGUCCUGCACACAGACCGACAAUUCCUACAAAGCAAGAACGUCAAGUUAAAAAGACUCACCUCGAGAAGAUACCAGAAGAGGUUAAGGUUAUCCAGAACACGCAGAAGGACACAGGAAAAGUACGUAACAUCCCCAAACUCAAAAAAGAUUGGACCAAUAAACAUACUGUGGAGAUGCUGAGGAGAGCUCUGUCUCAGCUUCUGGAAUCUCUCAACAAGGAAAUGGACAAGUAUGCUGACUCUGAUCUGAAGAGAAAUCAACAACAUGCAGUGGAUGUGACUCUGGAUCCGGAUACAGCUCAUCCUGAACUCAUCCUGUCUCAUGAUGGAAAGCAAGUGAGACAUGGAGACUUGCAACAGGAUCUCCCUGAUAACCCAGAGAGGUUUAAUCUUUGUGUCUGUGUGUUGGGAAAGGAGGGAUUCUCCUCAGGGAGAUUUUACUAUGAGGUGCAGGUCAGAGAGAAGACUAAAUGGGAUUUAGGAGUGGCCCGAGAGUCUGUUAAGAGACAAGAAAAAAUAAUAACCAGCCCUACGAAUGGAUACUGGACAAUGUGGCUGAGACACAAGACUGAAUACGAGGCUUGUGACUCUCCUCCUGUUCCCCUCUCCUUGAAACAGGCUCCUCAGAAGGUGGGGGUGUUUGUGGAUUAUGAAGAGGGUCUGAUCUCCUUCUAUGAUGUUGAUGCAAAGUCUCUUAUCUACUCUUUCACUGGUCAGACGUUCACUGAGAAACUCUAUCCAUUCUUCAGUCCUUCACGCAAUUACAGUGGUAAAAACUCAGCACCGCUGAUCAUCAUGCCUGUUAUACAAUCUACAUGAGAUCUCUUUCCCCCAACAUUGCACCAAGCAAUACAUUCUUGCAUUAAGGAACUGUUACUGAGAUUCAGGACAUGCUAUUUAAUUCUAUGUAUUUAUUUCAUCAAAUUGUGAUGCAAACAUAAAAAAAUAUUUUGCUGUCAGUUUAAAGCUUAUCUGUAGUGUCUUCUCUUUCAUACAGCGUAGCCAAUAAUGAGCUAAUGUAAUGUUUCACAUUUUCACUUAGGAGUGUACUCACUUUUGUUGCCAGCAGUUUAGACAUUAAAUGCUGUGUGUUGAGUUAUUUUGAGGGGACAGCAAAUUUACACUGUUACACAAGCUGCACACUCACUACUUUACAUUGUAGCAAAGUGUCAUUUCUUCAGUGUCAUCACAUGAAAAGAUAUCAUCAAAUAUUUACACAAAUGUGAGGGGUGUACUCACUUUUGUGAGAUACUGUAUGUAUGUAUAUAUAGCAUUCUAGACCCUGUUAUGCUAUGCUUAUUUUCCUGCUGUAGACAUCAGACCCAGGUGAGUGUGAGAGAGAAGGUUAUUUUUCCUGUUAUCAGACGGUCCCUGAGCAGCAACCUGACAGAGAGGCAGAAACGUGUCCAGGACGUGCACAACAUGCGGCUCAGAAGAGCGAUCUUCUCCUAGCUAUAUGCAACAGUAAAUAUAAUGAAGUGCAAAUCUGCUUUUUUUUGGAAAUGAAUUAUGUGAUCUCUUGCAGAAGUUUUCUUAUUUGACCUGUGCAUCUACUCAGAUUGUGGAUAAUGACUGUGUGUGUACCUUCAAUGCUAUCAUCUGUUUUGGAAUACAAGAUGAUUGCUCUAGA